GCUGAAUAAUUAAUGUAAUUAAGCAGUUGUAACCCGUUUGACUUGAUGUGCGUGUGUGUCUGUGUCGGUUUCAAAGCGGCAAUAAUAACCUUUUCCUACAUCAACUGCAUGUACUAUACUCUUAUAGUAUGUUUGUCCAGAUACCUUUCAUUAUACGACGAUUCUGAACUUUAUUGAGGCAAUGAGAAGGACCAAGGCAACGAAUUGUAAUGUAACCACGACCUUCUUAAACUAAACUAAACUAAACGAAACUAAACUAAACUAAACGAAACGAAACUAUACUUAACUCAGCUCAGCUACUCAAGCGCAGACCAAGAAAGAAAAAGCAACAAACUUUAUUUUUGGAUCAUUUAAAUAUGUAAUAUGUAACUAUAAAGCAACAACGUAUACAUCACAUAACAAUACAUAUUACUAUAGCUAUAGAUGCAUAUACGUGUACAUAAAUCUAAUGAUAACUGGCUGAAAAUCAUCAGCAAAUUUGAAUCGUAAAUUAUCGUAAUAAAAAGUGCGAUGCUCAACGAUCCACGUUCGACUCUCGCUGAAAGCUAAUUUCAAUUUACGCCUAAGAGACAGUGGAGGCGACCGAAAAGCAGCAACAAAUAACUAAUAAUAAUUUCCAAAUUUAUAUGACAACAAUAUACAGCUGCUAUGCCAAUUUUAAAUUUGUAUAUAUAUGUACAAACGGGUGUAUGUGCGGCACACUAAUUUCUCGGCUCUCAACAAAAAAUAAAAUUCGCUGCUUAAAUAAAUUAAAUUGAACCGAACCGAACAGCACUUUGACACGAAUAGCAAAUAGUUGUAUCUACUGUAUGCUAAAAGAGGGCGGACAUACAAACUAUCGACAAGUGCGACAAGUGAGAGCGAUUAAUGAGUUAGACAAACGGAAAAAAAGAACAAAGCCAAAGGCAAGGGCAAAGGCAAAGGCAAAGGCAACGGCAAAGACAAAGGACAACGGCCAACAGGUUGCAUCAGUGUGUGGCAAAUAAAGAAAGUGCUCAGGAUAGAGCACUGGCCCAGCUGCGGACGCGACGAUCCAAAGCACUUGCAAAAAUUAGCACCGCUCUAUAACGAGCGAAUAGCGGUCGUCUGUCUAAAAAUAUCGUCGAGUACGCGCGCGCCAAUGCUCGUGACAGCUGAUGUUGACAACAACAAUGGUGACGUUAUUGGCUGGAUCGGACACGUCACGGAUGCGGUAUGAACUGGAUGUCUGGCGACCAGCAAAAUAUUGAGCAUACGCCGCAUAGCAUACAAACAACUAACAACAACAACAACAACAACAAUUGUAUACCCGUGUAUAAAGUCAAAGAUAAUUAAAGGCAGUGAUCGAAACAAAUCCCACAACAUUGAACUGCGCUAGGGAAUACAGUCGUUUGGUUAGUUUGUCAUUCUCUAUUGAUAACAACAACAACAACAACAAGAGGAAGAAGAAGAACAACAACAACAACAUUAACAAUAUUAACAGCAUCAUGCGAAGCAGCAGGCGACAAAACAUGAGAAUGAGAAUCGCUCGUAAGCACAGCAAGAAGAAAGAGAGGAAGCAACAAAAACAGAAAUUGUGAAAGAAAAUGAAAAUGCUAAAGACUGUUGAGCCUCAGUCUAAAUUCGUCGUCGAUCGGCGUUAAAUGCUCGUGGUGGGGCAUGCACGUGUCUGUGUGCGAGUGUGCGUGCGUGUGUGUGUGUGUGUCUGUGCGGAUGAGAAAGAUCGCGAGAGCUGCUCGCAUUGAUCACUAAAUAGCUGGCAUAUUUGCUACAAACAUACAUACGCGUAUGUACAUAUAUACAUACAUACGACAUCGGCAAUCGCCGCAGACUCUUAACAAACGUAUUGUUGCUCGGGCGGCUGCAAUCGAAUCGAAUUGAAUCGAAUCGAAUCGAAUCGAACGACCCUUCAAACUAUUGCAAACAACAUUACAACAAACGAAACGAAAAGUGCAAAUGGUUGCUACAAGUAGAUAAAUAAAUCAACAAAAGGAAAAUAGCUAUAAAAAGGUUACAGUGCAGUGAAAAAUUGUCACAACAAACUCGAGUCAAGUGCGGGGCAUAAUAAAUAAAUACUAUAUACAAAAACAAAUUGCAAGUGAAUAUGAAAGCACACACAACUACAUCCAACAUCGAGUGACAAAAAUAAAAUAUGAAAUAUGCAAAUGCAUAUGCAUGCGAAAUGAAAUAUAUGCAAAUAAUAAUUGCCAAUUCAAUUCCGUAACAAUGCCAAGUGCAGGUUUAAGCAAAGGAUUUUGUUUGAAAAGGCUACAGCUGCUGCUCAUAUAAAGGAUAUUUCCAGCAUGCAACGCUCUAAAUGACGACACGACCCAAGAAGUUUGAACUCGUUUUGUGAUACUUUUAAAUAACAGGAAGUACGUUAAGGCCCAGUCACGUAGUUAUAUAUUUUUAUGUGUAUAUGUGUAGUACGAUUUUAAUUUAAUUUACGUAAAACUUUUCGGUUCGUUCAGUUGCAUUAGCCAGCCCCAAAGACAACAAAAACAAGAAUAUAAAAGACAUUUGCAUAAGCACUGAUACUGUUACUGAUACUGAUACUGAUACUGCUACUUGAACUGAUAAUCGAACUGACCCCCUUGCAAAAGACAUAACUCCCCACUCAUCUGAACGCUUCAGCUAACCACCAAGCGCGAUUUGUAGUUCUUAGAGAGUCGUCACCAUGUCACAUGGGGACCGAGAGGAAUGUACGUAAUAUACCCAGCCGAUGAUCUCAUCUUGAUGACAUAUGGUUACUUUGCACCACGCGUGAAACCACGACCCUCACUCGACUGCCUGCGUGAGCCACUCGUGCCUAUUGAGUAUCCAGUUUCCAGAACCAACGCCAACACCAACGCCAACACCAACGCCAACACCAACGCCACCGCCAACAGCAACAGAAGUAACUACAAUCCAGACGUAUCGUCGUUCACGAAUUUAUUGCAGCAGCAAUCAGAGUUCGAUCCACAACCACCUGUAGGCUCCACGCCCAAUUCGCCGCACCACCUGCCAUCGCCAGUACAUACCACAGUCUUCCCAUUCGACGCACAGCCACCACCACCGCAGCCGCCGCCACAGCUACUGUCGCAGAGUUUGCCGCCAACGCCCACACGUCGCACCUCACGUGCCUCACUCACGCACUCGAACAACUCGAACCAAUCGAAUCCGACCUCGGCCAAGCGCUCCAGCAUACGCAGCAGGCGCUCCAAUCCACCAACACCGCCUCUAAAUCACCAGCGAAAGCUUAGCUCGCCAAAAUCGACGCCAACGUCUGCGCAACUUUCACAAUCGUUUGCAGGAUUGCGUGUCACGCCGCUGUCCACACCACCACCAAUGUAUAAUGACGCGAACACGCGCACUGGCAGGGGUGGCAGCAGCGGACGCGCACCUUUGGAACGACACAGCGCCUAUGAUGAUAGUUUAGGUGCUGGCGCUAUUGGAGGAGUGGGAGCCGGCGGUUCCUUUGAGUAUCCAAGCGGGGCGCUCGUGAGCGCUCGGGAUCGCAGCCCCAGCAUAUUUCUUGAGCCCCCCUCGCCAGACCCCACACAUGCACACUUCGGCCCUGGUUGGGGGCGACCCAUGUCGCCCAUGGACCUGCCACCAGAACCUCCCUCAGCAACUACAAAAUCGCCAGCGAGCAAAUCGCGAUUGCGUCCCAAGCUUCACAUACCGCUCGGCCGGCUGGGCCGUUCCACCUCCUCGGACACACGGGAGUCAAAUCGCCUGCGUGAAGACGUGCAUGUGCAUGUCGAGAAUCCCGUGUUCAGUAGCGAGAACCUGCGCCAGAACAACUUCGAUGCAUUCUUUGAGGCACGCGAGCCCGUCAUCAAGGUUCAACCGAAAACGCCAAGCACAACAUCACCGGAUGGCCGGAGCUACUCCCCGCCCCUUGAUAACUAUGCGGGUGUCUACGACUCACCCAAGUCCCGUAGUCGUGGCGCGACGGGUGGCGGCGGUUUAUUUGCUCGCUCGCCUAGGGAGGAGCGUGGGCGAGCGCUCGCCGAACACUCCCGCAGUGCGGACCAGUAUGAUGGGCCACGAGAGAUGCGUGGCGGUUCAGUCAGCGCGGAUGGUGGGCGUGGAGGAGGAGGGGCAGGUGGCGCGGCUGGUGGUAGUGGUGGGGCGUCCUCCAAAGGUGACAGAUUCUUUGGCAAAAUAUUCAAGUGGUCUAAGAAAUCGUAACUUCUUUGGGUGGAGGGGACCACGAGGUGGUUCCCUUGGCCCGCCAGCCAGCAUGGCGUCCUACAAUGGUGUGCUGAAGGAUUACAGUCAUAGCAGUUUGAAUGAGGCUUUCAAAACCCAAAACAAU
Messenger RNA from Scaptodrosophila lebanonensis, 4282 nucleotides. It is a transcript of the gene Stacl, whose product is annotated as rho GTPase-activating protein gacJ. Gene Ontology annotation, biological process: positive regulation of protein localization to plasma membrane; positive regulation of voltage-gated calcium channel activity; skeletal muscle contraction. Gene Ontology annotation, cellular component: extrinsic component of cytoplasmic side of plasma membrane. Gene Ontology annotation, molecular function: protein binding. The transcript has 4 exons. Bases 2680 to 4155 code for a protein of 491 amino acids. NCBI's taxonomy places the organism in Eukaryota, Metazoa, Arthropoda, Insecta, Diptera, Drosophilidae. The record is from RefSeq and is a predicted model, not a curated record.